AUGAGUUUCCAACCUAUAAACCCGCGGCCGAUGCUGCAAGGCCUCAUCAAUGACUUCGUGAUCGUCAGGUUGAAAUGGGGUCAGACCGAAUACAAGGGCCGACUUGUUAGUGUGGACUCGUACAUGAACAUCCAGCUCUCCGACACCGAGGAGUUCAUUGACAACAAAAGCACUGGUACAUUGGGACAAGUCAUGAUCAGGUAG
Molecule: messenger RNA, 204 nt
Organism: Orbilia oligospora ATCC 24927
Lineage: Eukaryota; Fungi; Ascomycota; Orbiliomycetes; Orbiliales; Orbiliaceae
Exons: 3
Coding region: 1-204 (67 amino acids)
Biological process (GO): mRNA splicing, via spliceosome; spliceosomal snRNP assembly
Cellular component (GO): catalytic step 2 spliceosome; U1 snRNP
Molecular function (GO): RNA binding
Source: RefSeq, a predicted model, not a curated record